This is a messenger RNA of Huiozyma naganishii CBS 8797, 441 nucleotides long. RefSeq lists its product as uncharacterized. The transcript has a single exon. The coding region runs from base 1 to 441 and encodes 146 amino acids. The record is from RefSeq and is a predicted model, not a curated record. Lineage: Eukaryota; Fungi; Ascomycota; Saccharomycetes; Saccharomycetales; Saccharomycetaceae.
AUGAUCCCGUACAUGCCGGACCAGGCGCUGCUCAGGGAACACAUUUACCGCGAGACAGGCGACCUUGAUGUCGUGCUGGACAAGGAAACGUUCGACAGUCACGGCGGGUUUAAAGCGACGCGCCAAUUUGGCCUCGGGUACUUCAACUACCAGCCGUGCUUGCACGACGAGGUGUAUGAGAAGUCUCUGUUCGACAUGUGGCGUUGCAACGUGUACGACCACUUCGUCAGCUACUUCAUCAUUCUGCUCGUCGUCGUUGUGUGGUGGGUUGCGUUUCUGUGCGUCGACUUCAACAGUCUCAUACAGACCGUGCAGCGUCAACUGCGGAGGGCCGUCUCCACAUUUCAGGGCAACGGCAGCAAUGGGGACAGCAAGAGGCACCAUGGUACAGAGAUAGUCUACGAGAACCAUGACUUCGAGUAUCAUCACGUCAAGGCGUAG